CUACCUCGUGGGUAUGGCAGGCCUCUGUAGCUGCAGGCUCCUGCUGCUCUGGGCUGGAUUCGCUGCUUUGGCUACUUGUGAAGGAUACAAAGAUGAGUCAACCACCUCAAACACCUCAUUUCAGUCAAACCUUUCAACCACCAUAACUGUCAUUCCUGCUUCAAACACCUCAGAUCAGAGCUUACCCACACCCACCUCCUCAAACACAAGUGUUGUCCCUCAGAACCAGAACCAGACCACUCCUACACUCAACAACCUCAACACCACAAAGGCAGAUAGUGCCGCAGAUAAGUCAGCCACCUCACCCUCACGCACUGUGGCAUACUCAAAUACCAAAAGCCUUUCAACCACCAUAACUGUCAUUCCUGCUGCAAACACCUCAGAUCAGAACUUACCCACACCCACCUCCUCCAGCACAAGUUCUGUCCCUCAGAACCAGAACCAGAUCACUCCUCCACGCAUCCAGCCCAACACCACAGUGGCAGCUUGGAUCACAGCAGACAAUCAAACAACUGCUGGACCACCCACACCAUCUCCACCGUGUUCUUACCAAGUUCAACUCAUCCCGGGUGGCUUCUUGAUCAACAUGAUGAAUUCUUCUGCUGGAAACUACAUUAUUACCAUUACUGAAAACAACCAAGCAGAGAAAAAAGAAAAUGUUUUUGUCUCCAAUGAAACCUCAACACAUGAAAUCAAACAUUUGAAGCCCUGUACUGAAUAUGAGCACAGCAUUGUCCGUGCUGAUAGACAAAUAACCUGCAACAGCGAUGUAAAUAAAGCUAAAACACAAUGGAUUGAUGAUAUUAAAGACAUCAGCAACACUUCUGGAUAUGUUUGUUACCAAAGCGCCUGGAACCUCGACUCUUCAGUGUCACCACCAAAAAAUCAUCGAUAUGAGCAAAGAGAAGAUGGAAAAUUCUGUUUCAAACUUACUGAUGAGGAUUUUUGCUCAGAUUUUAACAUAACCUUCACUCCAGAAAACUGUAAUGUGACCUUUCAUCGCACCAGAUACAUUUCUGUUGAUUUCAUUGAUCCAAAUGCCAUCGUUCAGCAUGAACCCACAGGACUUCCUGCAAAAAUAGAAACAAAGUUACCUUCAAACUGUAAAAACUUCAUGGUGGAUUACACCUGUUCAGAAAGUGGAAAAGUCUAUCAGUUCAUAAAACUUUCUGAUGUGGAGCCCUUCACAGACUACACCUGUACUGGUCUGAUCCAGCACCAAAGUGUCUCCAUAAAAACUCCACGUCUCCAGUUUCAGAUCUUGUGUGAUCUCACAAUAACGUUCACAAAGCCUCAUGGAACCAAUACUUCCACUGAGCUGACAUGGAAAACAACCAGUAACAACUGUGAAGGUUUUCCCCAAAACUUUACGAGGUUUAGUUAUACUUAUAACUGCCCUAAGCCCUCUGGUACAGAACCAUGCAAAAGUAUCAAACCUGAUGGAGGAAAGUGUGAACUUACUGGACUGAGUCCUUACACUGAUUACACAUGUGAAAUACAGCCCACCUACAACAACAGCAAAGUUUCCAAACCAGAGACAUUUACCUGGAAAACUGAGCCUGGAACACCAGGAGCUGUCACAGAACUAAAAGUGACUAAUCCAGAGAAUAAUGUGAUUAAAAUAUCCUGUACUCAUAACACCAAAAAAUUUUAUGGACCUAAACGUAUAUACAUAGCACAUCUUGUUGGUGUCGGCAGCCUAACUAAAGACAGAUGUGAAUUUGAAUUCAAAGACCUGAGUUACUCUACAACCUACACACUGGAGGUGGUUGCUUUCAAUGGAGUGUUAAAGAGCAAACCUGUAACACAACAAGUUCACACUCGUUACAAUGACAAAGCUUUAAUUGGUUUUUUGGUUUUUCUAACCAUCAUCAUCAUCAUCAUCAUCAUCUCACUAUUUAUGGCCUACAUGAAGAAGCAAAAAAAGUCCAGAAACUUGUCUCACCAUUUUCUCCACAGGGAUGUGAACGAGGACAUGGAGGCUGAGGCAAUCUAUGUUAAUGCUCGACCUCCUGGAUGGAGAAAUCAAUAAAGUCGCCGGUGAAGCAAAACCUGAUGGAGCUGCAGACCAAACCAUCUUUUAUUUUUCUGUUCAGCUACUGAAUUUUUAAUCAUGUAGAAGAUGUUUUUCUUUUAUUGCUAACACAUUGUUAUAAGCAGUGAUUUCCAAUAUUAUGUUUAAUUUUCCUCAUUUUGCUCCAUGUCAGAAUUUUUAUUGUUUUUGGAAUAAAAUCAAUAGCAAAGUACAA
Messenger RNA from Melanotaenia boesemani (Boeseman's rainbowfish), 2249 nucleotides. RefSeq names its product receptor-type tyrosine-protein phosphatase C-like. The record is from RefSeq and is a predicted model, not a curated record. The transcript is spliced from 18 exons. Lineage: Eukaryota; Metazoa; Chordata; Actinopteri; Atheriniformes; Melanotaeniidae. Gene Ontology annotation, molecular function: protein binding. Bases 14 to 2032 code for a protein of 672 amino acids.